Dendronephthya gigantea is the source of this 1446-nucleotide messenger RNA. RefSeq names its product basic leucine zipper and W2 domain-containing protein 1-like. Lineage: Eukaryota; Metazoa; Cnidaria; Anthozoa; Malacalcyonacea; Nephtheidae. The record is from RefSeq and is a predicted model, not a curated record. The transcript is spliced from 17 exons. Gene Ontology annotation, molecular function: protein binding. Bases 124 to 1386 code for a protein of 420 amino acids. Gene Ontology annotation, cellular component: cytoplasm; membrane.
UCAUUCAAUCCACUCACGCGGAGAAACUAGAGAAUAACUUCGCUUUAUAAAUCCUCGUGUUCGAGUCACGCCAGAAAUUCAGUAUAAGGAAAAGGUUCUCCUGUUCUUGAAAAAGAUAAUUGUAUGAAUCAAAAGAAUCCAAAACCAACUCUGGGAGGACAGCGGAUCAAGACCCGCAAGAGAGACGAAAAAGAAAAAUACGAUCCCUUAGGAUUUCGUGAUUCUGUAAUUACUGGCUUAGAGAAAACUGGUAGUGAUUUUGAAAAUGUAUCAGCCUUCCUAGACAAUCCAGGUAACAAACUGAAUUAUCAUGCCUAUGGUGAACAGUUGUUUGAAAUCCUCUUUGCUGGUGGAUUAUUAGCCCCUGGAGGUAGCAUUAUUUUGGAAGGUGAGAAGCCCAAAACGUCAAUAUGCAUUUUCGAAGCCAACGAAGACACUGAAACACUCAGAUCCUAUGUUCAGAUGUUUCAGAAGCUUAUUCGAAGGUUCAAAUACCUUCAGAAAUCGUUUGACGAUGUCUUGGAUAAGAUAAUCGUUUUCAUGAAAGGCUUCACCGAGGAGCAGCGUAUGAAACUUGCAACGGUUUACGCUAUGAUUCUUGGAUAUAGUAUGACGCAAGGAGCCUUCUUAGCAAAACUUAAGAAUGAGCAUUUGGUUAAAGAAGGUCUUUCUCUUCAAUUUAUGACAAGAUUGUUUCAAGUCUGGUUUAAAGAGAAGAAAGACUCCUCUGGUAUUAUUGCGAAUACCUUGAAAAAGAAUGAAAUGGAUGAUAAAUUAUUGGAAUUUUUCCCUCCCAAUAAGCGGACAAAUGAGCAAUUUGAGAAACACUUUGUUGCAGCUGGACUGCCGAAGCUCGUUGAAAUUCAGAAAAAUCAGCAACACGUCGGAUCGAAGAAAGAGUACCAGUCUCAAUUGUCUGAGAUGAUCGACGCUAAAGUUCCCUUAAAAGAAAUCAUAGCCAACUGCAAUGAACAGAAAGAAAAGAAUAACUUGACAGAAGAACAAGUAAUAGUUCUGACAUGGAGGGCAAUAAUGUCUUCUGUUGAAUGGAACAAAAAAGAAGAUUUGGUAGCAGAUCAAGCCCUUAGACAUUUGAAGGUAUAUUCUCCAUUACUCGCGGAAUUUGCUUCAAACGCCGCAUCAGAGUUAUCGUUGAUGAACAAAAUUCAGGAUUAUUGUUAUGAUAAUAUGAAUUUUAUGAAAGUAUUUCAGAAGAUAAUUCUUCUCAUGUACAAGACCGAUGUCCUGAGUGAAGACACAGUAUUAAAGUGGUACAAGACAGGCCAUGGUUUCAAAGGCAAAAGUGUUUUCUUGGAACAGAUGAAAAAGAUGGUCGAAUGGCUUCAAAGUGCCGAGGAAGAAACGGACUCGGAAGAAGACGACUGAGAGUCGGAAGUUAAAUAUUAAUUUUUGUAUAGAAUACACAAAAACACAAUAAAAAUUUUA